UUUUGAGACUUUCACAUACUGUAAGUUUGAAAUAGACUGGCAGCUGACUGUUUCUUUUUUUUUAGACUAUGACGGGCUGAGGAUUGCAGGUUUGGUCUUCACAGCCUUUCUCAUAGCAGGAGGGGUUGGAGUUCUAUGUUGGGGGCAGUGCAAACCAAAAAGAAAGGAUGAUGAAGAUGCAAGCAAAAUCUAAGGAUCAAGGAAAUGUUUGAAAGUUUUUAAACAAGAAGACAGAUGUUUUUUUCAUUUUCUUUUUCUAACUAGAAACUAUAGAUUGUUAACUAGCUCCACUUAUCAAUUGUACUCUAUUGUAUGUAGGUUCCCUACUGAAAAGACUAGCAUGAGCCAAGCUGGUUUGUUCUGGUUUAAUGCUGGUCUAGCUGGUGGACAAGCUUAGCCAUGCUUUUCACUAGCAAAACUAAACAGCUGAAGUUGGUUGACCAGCAUGUUCUUUCUGGUGAAGCUGGUUGCCCAAAGAAGUUUAGUGGGUUAAGCUGGUUGAAAAGCCUAAUGGAGACACCAGUAUGCAAAACACAACAUAUAAUGUUGACCAGCAAUGCUGGUCUUUUCAACAGGGUUUUCAGUUCUGUUUCAACAAUUGUGAACUAUUUCAUUUAUACAUUAAUUGUAUCACAGCCCCUACCAAAACUGAACUGCUGAAUUUCAUUCUAUAAAUUCGAAGUUCUCUAUUCAAGUGGAUAGAGUUGUGGUUCUGCGCUUUAAUAAAGGAUCUCAGUUAUGCUCCUGUAAUUUAACAUUUGGAGUCAUUUAUACUCCCCAGGUUAUUUUGAUGUAAACACUGGUGGCCCUUUUGAAAAAUGAACCUCUUAAAACACUUGCUUCAAAAGGUGGUCUUGAUAACUUUAAGCAUUCAUAGAAUCAUAUGCUGAAUUUCUUUAUUAAAGCAUAGGGAGGAAAGUAUUAUAACAUUUUUCCAGUAAUAGCUUUUCAUUUUUAUAUUUACGCUGAUCUGUUUCUCACUGCUGUACUAUACCUUAUAAGUCUUUUUGGAUAAAAGGGCCCACCCACUGGAAGACCAAAUUCAGAGUAAGCGUACACGACAAACAAAAAACUAUCAGAGUUCCUCUUCCAGAAAAAAAAGCUCCUUCAUUCAAAACUCAACCCACUUGGGACUGAGCAAACCUGUUGAGCGGAUAGUACAGGGUAUUACUUUCAGUCUCUAUAGAUCAGAUCUUUUGUCUACAUAUGUUAAGGGUUGUUCCUUUACAAACACAUUUUAAAACUCGACCAUUCAGUUUCUUUCUCAUUAAUAAAGAAUAAAACCACACUACUAUGAUGAAGACUUUGGCACUAGUUUUCUUUGCACUUUUGUCCCUUGUGUUGGCAGAAGGUCAGCAGACAAAAGAUGAUGACCCUUUCUCUUUCGAUUAUCACAGACUUCGGGUUGGGGGGCUGAUCCUGGCAGCAGUUCUGUGUCUGAUUGGCAUCACUAUUCUUCUAAGUGGCCACUGCAGAUGUAAAUUCAACCAGGACAAGAGGAGGAGAACAGGAAGUAAUGCUCAGCAGAUGCUCAACGACACAGGAAGGGCCAGUGAAUGCUAAAAACAUGUGACCUAACCUGAACCAAUCAGAGGACACCUUCCUUUAUCCCAUGGGCUGGUUUAUCAGAGGGACGAUUUCUCUUUAAAAUGAGUAACCUGAUAUGAAGGCUUUCUGUGUUUUCACUGCCUCUUCCAGAUCAUAGAGGAGACCAUGUACCUGUUUUAUGCCAGCGUCUUUUUUAUGUCAUUUUUUCUAAAUAAUUUUAUCUUUAUGUUAAAAAUCAACAUUUGUUUUUUUAUUCUGUCAGUAAUUGUAUUAAUUUGUCUUGUACAAAAUCACUGUACGAUUUACAUAUUUCAAUUUCCUAACAAAAUUCCAUGAAAUUUAACUGGUAAAAUAAAAAAAAUAAAAAAAAAAAAAAAAAAUAUUUAAAGUUUUAUCAAUUCAAUGUAGAGAAUUCAGAAUUCAAUUUGAUGGAAUUUUGUCAUGAAAUUUGUCAAAAAAAAAAAUUUCUUUUGAGAAAGUGUGGGCAAUGGCAUUAUCUUAAUUGAGUCACAUAUGGAAACCUAUAACCAAAUAUUACUGUAAGCUGUAGUGAAGUAGCUGUCCAGGCUUUGUAGCCAAAUAAUUUGUCAUUUUAAAAGAUUUUAAAAAAAUCAUGCUAUCAAAAAACAAAACAACAACAAGUCAUAUUUACAUCUCCAUGUUCUGAAGAUAAGGGCUGCAUCUGAAAGCUGGAAAAUGCAGCCUUUGGAGGCUGUAUACAGAGGUAGGAUGAAAAUAAGGUGCCUGUAAAACUGUUCUGAGGCCAGUUUCCUUAAGAUGUCCAUUCAUACAAAACAUUCUUAGUUAAGCCAUUACCUGAUUUUUUCGGAUGCUGUCAUCGUCAUGUGCUUGAUUUAUUUUCAUUUCAACCUAUUCAUCAUAAACAUUAGAGAUGUAUUAAGAGUUUUUUUUACCUGUUGUGUGAAAAUGUUCAGUAUCAAUCACAGAUAAACACUAAAUGAACUAACAGCUAAACUUAACAGCUGUACCUAACAAUACUGUCUGUUCUUCUAUGUCCAUCUGACUGACAUCAUUUCCUAACCAAGUGCGACGCAAUACUUUUCCAUUGGUAAAUAAUUUGUUUUUCCAUUAUUUAAAACAGGUAAGUAAUCAUUUGAAUAAGGUAGGUGAACACAGACUACUGGUGAGGAACUACAAUUGAACAGCAAAAUAUUUGUUCAACAGCGCCCUCUGCUAAUUAACAUUUGUAAUGUCUGGCAAUUGUUCUUAACAUCCUCUUGUAUAUUUAUUGUAUAUUGCAUAUUCAUACAUUUAGUUAAGUAAAAUACUUAAAGGAAUAGUUCACCUAAAAAUGAAAAUUCUCUCAUCAUUGAUUUACUCACCCUUAUGCCAUGCCAGAUGCGUAAGACUUUCUUUCUUAUGCAGAACACAAUCAACGAUUUUUAGAAGAAUAUCUCAGCUCUGUAGGUCCAGACAAUGCAAGUGAAUAGUUUUGAAACUAUUUUUAAGCUCCAAAAAUCACAUAAAGGCAGCAUAAAAGUAAUCCGUAAGGCUCCAGUGGUUUAAUCCAUGUCUUUUGAAGCGAUCCAAUCAGUUUUGGGUGAGAACAGACCAAAAUAUUUAUAAAAUAAAAUAAAAUAUUACUCCUUUUCCACUAUAAAUACUGACAUCAGCAGUCUCCUUGGCGAUCAUGAAUUCAAGCUCAGUUACAUUUCCUAGCACCAUCUAGAGCUCUGCACAUGCAUCAAGCACAAGAAAGUGUAAUCAAGCGUGAAAUCAUGAUUGUAUUUAGAGACUGCAAUGGCAAGAUGGACAGUAAAAAAAGGAGUUACAUUUUAGUAUGUUCUCACCCAAAAUCGAUUAGAUCACUUCAGAAGACAUUUAUGAAACCACUGGAGUCAUAAUGAUUACUUUUAUGCUGCAUGUAAGUGCUUUUUGAGGUUCAAAGUUUUGGACCCUGUUGUCUUGCAUUGUGUGGAGCUACAGAGUUGAGAUAUUCUUCUAAAAACCUUAAUUUGUGUUCUGCAGAAGAAAGAAAGUCAUACACAUCCAGGAUGGCAUGAAGGUUAGUAAAUGAUGAGAGAAUUUUCAUUUUUUGGUGAACUAGUUUUACAAAAACCCAGCUCCACAAAAAAACCUCGAGUUCUGGCAAACUAUCCACAAAAUUUCGCAAAUUUAGCACUCAUUAUUUUCACAGGCAAAUGAGCUUGUGAUUUGCUGCAAAUGUUUGCCAGAAGUUUGCAGGUCUUCAGUGGUAGUGGUGAACCUGCAGCAAACCUUUAGCAACAAUGGACAUUUUGCUGCAAAGCUCAUUUGCAUGUGAAAAUAAUUAGUGGUGAACUUGUGGCAAGUUUGCCGUAAAUUUGCCAUGAACUCUCUAUUUUUGUAAGGGCCAGUUUAUGCUCGUUGGUUGCCAGUGCCACCACCUUGGAAAUGACGUAAAAUUACGCUUCUCACUAAGAUGUCUGACUUCGAGUGCUGUUCCAGUCAUUAUUUUCAAAUAGGAGUUGGGAAAAUUCAAAGUUGCCUGAAACACCCCAUUAGAGUUUUCACAUUGGCAUCAGAAGCAACGUGGCAGAAUGUAGCAGGAGCAUCACAUGAGCAGCAGUGUGGCAAGAGUUUCGGCUUUCGAUUCUAUUUCUGCUGCACUGUUCAUGCUGAAUUAAAGUGGCAUGUUGAUAAACAUGAUGAACAUGUAUCGACAAAAAAAAAAAAAAAAAAAGAACAAUUGUACACAGUCUAGUGUGUUUUUAAAUGAAUCAGAGCAUGUGGGAGUAUAAAAAAAUGACAACAUUACUGUCGGAUGUAAAAUGAAAUAAAAUGAUUUAUUUUAAAUGAUAUAA
Messenger RNA from Myxocyprinus asiaticus (Chinese sucker), 4352 nucleotides. Its product is annotated as phospholemman-like. Gene Ontology annotation, biological process: regulation of sodium ion transmembrane transporter activity. Lineage: Eukaryota; Metazoa; Chordata; Actinopteri; Cypriniformes; Catostomidae. Bases 1294 to 1563 code for a protein of 89 amino acids. Gene Ontology annotation, molecular function: sodium channel regulator activity. The record is from RefSeq and is a predicted model, not a curated record. Gene Ontology annotation, cellular component: membrane. The transcript has 10 exons.